Molecule: messenger RNA, 895 nt
Organism: Varanus komodoensis (Komodo dragon)
Lineage: Eukaryota; Metazoa; Chordata; Lepidosauria; Squamata; Varanidae
Gene: TOMM20
Product: translocase of outer mitochondrial membrane 20
Exons: 5
Coding region: 83-523 (146 amino acids)
Biological process (GO): protein import into mitochondrial matrix; protein targeting; tRNA import into mitochondrion
Cellular component (GO): mitochondrial outer membrane; mitochondrial outer membrane translocase complex
Molecular function (GO): transmembrane protein transporter activity
Source: RefSeq, a predicted model, not a curated record
GCGGCGGCGGGCGGGGCCUCUUUCUCUCCGGCUGUGCCCGCUCCAAGGUGCUUGCGAAGUACGAGCGGGGCUGGCAGGCGGGAUGAUGGGGGGCAAGAGCAGCGCCAUCGCCGCGGGCGUUUGCGGCGCCCUCUUCAUCGGCUACUGUAUCUACUUUGACCGUAAGAGGAGGAGCGACCCCAAUUUCAAGACCCGGCUGCGGGAACGAAGGAAGAAACAGAAGCUUGCCAAAGAGAGAGCAGGACUUUCAAAGUUGCCUGAUCUGAAAGAUGCUGAAGCAGUUCAGAAGUUCUUCCUUGAAGAGAUUCAGCUGGGCGAGGAACUACUAGCGCAAGGAGAAUAUGAGAAGGGUGUUGAUCACUUGACAAAUGCCAUUGCUGUUUGUGGACAGCCACAACAAUUGCUUCAAGUUCUACAGCAGACACUUCCACCACCAGUUUUCCAGAUGCUUCUUACUAAACUUCCAACAAUUAGCCAGAGAAUUGUAAGCGCACAGUGCUUGGCUGAAGACGACGUGGAAUGAGACAUCUCAGCAGGAAGAGCAAGCGCUUCCUUAGCCCAGAAGAUGAGCACCGUGGGGAGGGGUGGGGAGAACAGGGUAAAGGAGCAAGCACGGUAGUCAUGAGGAACUGCAUACCGUCACCUGCCAGAGUUCAUUUUAACUUUGAGUAGGUCGGUUUGGCUGGACUUUAUUUAUUAUCUAGUGCAAAGUGUAUUUUGAUAAAUUCAUUUUAUAAAUACACCGUGUUGAGUUAAAAAGUAUCAUUCAUGCCAUUUAUUACCAAACAGUUGUAACAUUGUACAUGCAAAAGAUGUAAAGGUACAGCAUAAAAUACCCCGUGCUCAUUUUCGAAAAUCAUGAAGCUAAGGCAUUAAAGACUUGUCUGUGCUCCCA